This is a messenger RNA of Saprolegnia diclina VS20, 1466 nucleotides long. RefSeq lists its product as hypothetical. Gene Ontology annotation, molecular function: symporter activity. NCBI's taxonomy places the organism in Eukaryota, Oomycota, Saprolegniomycetes, Saprolegniales, Saprolegniaceae. The transcript has a single exon. Gene Ontology annotation, cellular component: membrane. The record is from RefSeq and is a predicted model, not a curated record. The coding region runs from base 49 to 1404 and encodes 451 amino acids.
AACGCUUUCUUCACCACGUCAUUCUCCAUUCGACCACCGAUCGCAAAGAUGGUUGUCUACCGCGCUAUGGACGACACGCCGGCAAGCAAGAAGACGUGGACGCGCACCGUCGUGACGUCGCUGACGUUUUGGAUCAUCCUCGGCACGAUCACGGGGAUCCUCAUCGGCCAGUUUGCGCCGGCGUUUGCCAAGGACGCGGCGCCGAUGGCCCAGAUCUUCCUCCGGCCGAUCCAGUUCAUCGUGUUUCCGCUCGUGUUUUCGUCGCUCGUUGUCGGUAUCGCCGGCAACAACGACCUCAAGCAGCUCGGCCGGCUCUCGCUCAAGUCGUUCAUCUACUUUGAGAUCGUGACGACGCUGGCGCUCAUUGUGGGUCUUCUUGCUGUCAACUUGGUCAAGCCCGGUGCGGCCGGCAUCACCAAGAAGGGCAACUACACCGGGUCGGCCUCGUCGACGUUUACGUUUGCACACUGGAUCAACCAUUUGACCCCCAAGACGUGGGGGGAGAUGAUGGGCGGCUCGGGCAGCUCGGAGCUUCUCCAAGUGCUCGUGGCGUCGAUCCUCGUCGGUGUCGCCACCGCGCAGACGCACGGCCACCACAAGCAAGUGCUGCUCGAGCUCGCGACCGCCGUCAUGGAGAUGAUGUUCAAGUUUGUCGACAUUGUCAUCUGGACGGCGCCGCUCGGUGUCUGUUUUGCAGUCGCCAACGCGAUUGGCGCCAACGGUGUCGGUGCGCUCGCAAGUCUCGGCGCGCUCGUCGCGACCGUGUACGGCACGCUCGUGGUGUUUGUCGUCGUAGUCUUUGGCCCGAUCUUCCUCCUCUGCAAGAUCAACCCGAUCGAGUUCCUCAGCGCGAUGCGCGAGCCGCUCGUGAUUGCGUACACGACUGCGACGUCGGAAGCCGCACUGCCCAAGGUUUUCGAGUGCCUCGCCCGGUUCGGGGUCUCGCCGCACAUUUCGGCGUUCGUUGUCCCCUUUGGCUACUCGUUCAACCUCGACGGGUCGACCUUGUACCUCUCGCUCGCGGCGGUGUUUUGCGCCCAAGCCGCGGGUAUUGACAAGAGCCUCGGCGAGCAGAUCACGAUGGUGCUCAUGCUCAUGAUCUCGUCCAAAGGCGUCGCUGGCGUCCGGUCGGCCAGUAUCAUUGUGCUCGCGUCGACGGUCGACCAGUUCAACAUCCCGAGCUGGCCGGUAGCCUUGCUGCUUGGCGCGGAUUGGCUCAUGGACAUGGCCCGCACGUUCACCAACGUCCUUGGCAACUGCCUCGCGUCCGUCGUCAUGGCCAAGCUCGAAGGCGAGUUCCGCAAGGACGGCUGGGAGAAGAACUUGGCGUCCGAGGGCGACGACGAGAGUGAGGCGAGCGCCGCCAAGGACCACGUCAAGGUGCUCGAAGACGGGCUGCACUAAGCCAUUUUGGACCAUGUAUGUCAAAGCUAUAUAACGUGAUGAAUGAUGCCUUUGCUUUACCU